GCCAGAUCGACACACCGCUGCAAAUAGAAGACGCUCCCCAAACUCCGGCCAAAGUCUCGUCAAGUCGUCCCCGCGUGGUCGCCGCCGCCGCCGCACCACCAACAGCCGGCGGCGACCAAAUGCGCUCGCAGUCGCCGUAGCGCCGCGCCAUCGCCCACACGUAGGGAGGCGCACGAUGGAGGCGGACGAGCGGGUGGAGGAGGCGCGGCGCGAGAAGGAGGCCGGCAACGACGCCUACCGCAAGCAAUUCCUCGAGACGGCCGUCGGCCACUACACCCGCGGCGCGCUCCUCGACCCCAGCGACAUCUCCUUCCUCACCAACCGCGCCGCCGCCUACUUCCACCUGGGCAAGUCCAAGGAAUGCGUGAGGGAUUGCGACGAGGCGGUGGAGCGCGGCCGGGAACUGCGCGCCGACAACAAGCUGAUCGCGAGGGCGCUGUCGCGGAAAGCGUCGGUGCUGCUCAAGCUUGCGGGCUGCGCCGGGGACUACGCGCCAGCGAUCAGGGCCCUGCAGCAGUCGCUGGCCGAGCACUACAGCGAGGACACGCUAGAAAAGCUGGACGAGGCGGAGAGCGCGAGGAAGGAGCUGGAGGAGCAGGAGCGACUGAAUCAGGAGGCCGCCGACCACCACCGCGAGAGAGGCAAUGAAUUUUUCAAGCAGAAGAAAUACCAUGAAGCAGCAAUGCACUACACUCAAGCUAUGAAAAUGAACCCAAAGGAUCCAAGAAUGUUUAGCAACAGAGCUCAAUGCCACAUAUAUCUGGGAGCUUUGCCUCAAGGUCUUGAGGAUGCAGAGAAAUGUGUUGAACUCGACCCUACUUUUUUUAAGGGCUAUGUGCGUAAAGCUAAAGUUCAGUUCCUGAUGGAAAAUUAUGAAAAUGCUCUGGCAACUUACCUAGAGGGUUUGAAGUGUGACCCAAACAAUCUGGAAGUACUUGAUGGCUUAAGGAGAUGUGCAGCAUGCCUUAAGAGGGCUAAUGGGGAUGAUGGUGAGCUUGAGGACUUGAAAGAGAUGUUGGGAAAUUUCCGUCCAGAAGAUGAUUUGCAUAAAUUCCAAAAAGCAAUGGAACAAGCUGCAAUAUUCAAGAAUGAAGCUUCUGACGAGCGCUUGAGGCGUAUUGAAUCUGAUCGAAUGGCUAAAACAAUGGAGGAAUAUCUUUCAGGGGUGAAACAAGAGUUGGAACAACUUAAAAUACAACAAGAUGAGGUCACGGAGAAACUUCGUAAGGCCAAUGAGCGUAGUGAGCAUCUACAAGCUCACCUAUCUGAAUCCAGAGGGCAAUAUGACUGGCUUCUGUCAGAGCAUGAUCACUUGCUACACGAGAGGGACCAUGCUGUCCGUGAGGUUGAAGAGUUACGUCAGAAAAGAAACCAGAUGCUUUCGGUUUUGGUUACAUCAAUGCACUGUGAGUUUUCAUCAUCUGAACUGGAGCGUGCAACUGAAAAUUUCAGCAGUUCGCUGAUGAUUGGAGAAGGUGGGUUUGGAUGUGUAUACAGAGGUAUCCUGCGGAACAUGAUGGUUGCAAUAAAAGUGUUGAAGCCUGAUAGUUUACAGGGACAAUCACAGUUUGAGCAACAGGUUUCUAUCCUGAGUAGAGUGAGGCACCCUCACCUUGUAACGCUGUUAGGAGCAUGCUCAGAGUCAUCUGCACUUGUCUACGAGUUCUUACCAAAUGGAAGUCUUGAAGAUUUUCUUGUGACUGCAGAAAAGAGGCGAACUCUACCGUGGCAAAUUCGCAUCCGAAUUAUUGCUGAGAUUUGUUCGGCGCUGAUCUUCCUGCACAAGAAUAAACCUCAUCCAGUUGUUCAUGGAGAUCUGAAGCCUGCCAACAUCCUUCUUGAUGUUAACUUGGUCAGUAAGCUUAGUGACUUUGGUAUUUCUCGCCUCCUAAUUCAGUCCAGCACCAAUAACACUACCCUGUAUCACACCACGCAUCUGGUGGGAACCCCUUUGUACAUGGACCCCGAAUUUCUUGCCACUGGAGAGCUGACGCCUCACUCAGAUGUUUAUUCUUUCGGGAUUGUGGUCUUACGCCUUUUGACAGGAAAGCCUCCUGUUCUUAUAAAGAAGAUUGUGGAGGAUGCGAUGGAGAAAGGUGACCUAAACUCAGUAGUUGAUACCUCAGCAGGAGAGUGGCCUGAUGUGCAUGUCCAGCAGUUAGCACACCUUGCUCUCAGUUGCACGGAACUUAGCCGGUGGUGCCGUCCUGAUAUUUCAUGUGAGGUGUGGAGAGUGGUUGAGGCGAUGAGGGAUGCUGCAACAUCAUCUUCAGCCUCAUCUUCUAGAUCAGUGUCGGAUGAAAACUGCACACCGUCAUAUUUCAUCUGCCCUAUAUCUCAGGAUGUCAUGGAUGAUCCACAUAUUGCAGCGGAUGGAUUCACUUACGAAGCUGAGGCCAUCAGGAGCUGGCUCGAUAGUGGCCACGACACAUCUCCUAUGACCAACUUGCGACUUGAACACGAUGUGCUCAUUCCCAAUCAUGCACUUCGCUCUGCCAUUCAGGAAUGGCUCCAGCAGCAGAAAACGGCACUGUAGUCUGUUCAAUUGCUGCGUACUUCCCCGCCACAAAUAUUAGUAUGGUGCCUCUACCAAAGUCUUCGUCCUAACAGGUCGUAUUACUCGUCAUCAUCUACCGUUUGGCGCUACGUCAACUGCCAUCGCCUGUAUAGGAUUAGCAUUUAACUACUUGUACCUGUGUACCAUUUAAUGUUGCUAGUGUUCGAUCACUUAGAUAGUGAUGCCUGUCAAAACCUGUCUGUCCUUUUUAAGCCCAGAGAUCAGGGAAUAUAGUCCAUAUGUUACUUUUUGUGAAUUAUUGUCCGAUCUGUUGAACCUUUCAGCUGUAUAUGCUCAUGCUAUUGAAUUCUA
Phragmites australis (common reed) is the source of this 2869-nucleotide messenger RNA. Its product is annotated as U-box domain-containing protein 70-like. Gene Ontology annotation, molecular function: ATP binding; Hsp90 protein binding; ubiquitin-protein transferase activity. Lineage: Eukaryota; Viridiplantae; Streptophyta; Magnoliopsida; Poales; Poaceae. Gene Ontology annotation, biological process: protein phosphorylation; protein ubiquitination. The transcript is spliced from 9 exons. Bases 176 to 2536 code for a protein of 786 amino acids. The record is from RefSeq and is a predicted model, not a curated record.